AUGUCGGUCAUUGUCUUUGCACUUUAUUUCCAAUUCUUUCACUGGAAUGUGUCUGAUGCAGGCGCGCGCCCGCCCGCAUCCCCCACCCCUCGGGCCGCCCGGACGGCCGGGCCCUCCCCCGCCGCUCCCGCCGGCCCACCUCCGCUUCCGCCCUGCGCCCUCCGCCGCCGGCCGCAGCGGCGCGGCGCACCCACCUCCGGGCGGCUCGCUCGGCGCUCGCUGGCUGCUGGCUGGGAGCUGCUCCGCCGCCGCCGCGGCCGCGCGGUAGACCCGCCUCCCACCCCGGGCCGCGAGCCCCGCCGAUUCGCCGGCGCAGCCCCGGGGCUGGCACCCUGCCGCCCGCUGAUUGGCGCCCCCGGCCGCCCGUUAGGGCGCGAGGCACGCCGGCCGAGCGCAGCGCUCGGCGCGCACGGAAGACGGGAAAUGAAAGCUUCCCUGAAGAGCGUGCCUUCAAAUGGACUUGGAGAGAUAGUUGGCCAUUCUCUGUGUCCUGCAUGGUUUCCAGACCAUCAAGAUGUUCAUUUCUACCACCUCCUCCAAUAUGGAAGCCCUGGAGUUAAGCAAAUUGUAGUUUUGAAUGCUGCUGUGUUCCCAAUCUGUGAGCUUUGUCAAGUGGAAUUCACCUGCAAUGAUGGCUCUUUAAAAAUAGUUACGUGAUGGGGCGCUUGGGUGGCUCGGUCAGUUAAGCCUCCGACUUCGGCUCAGG
Leopardus geoffroyi (Geoffroy's cat) is the source of this 706-nucleotide messenger RNA. Its product is annotated as protein FAM181B-like. The record is from RefSeq and is a predicted model, not a curated record. Bases 1 to 657 code for a protein of 218 amino acids. The transcript is spliced from 4 exons. Lineage: Eukaryota; Metazoa; Chordata; Mammalia; Carnivora; Felidae.